GAGGGCAUAGGGCGCGCUGGUUGGUUGGUGCGCGCGCGCGCGCGCGCACGGAGAACCGAAGGGAAGGAAGCGAUGUCUGCGGGAGAGAGAGCCCUUUCUGCGCUCCUGGCUGGAAGAUCCAAGAAACAGAAAUGUGAACGUAAAAAUGAACAGAAGCUGAAGGAGGCAGCUCUUCAUAUUUUGAGUUGCCAUCACAAUUUGGGUGACCUGUUGCUUGAGGUGGGAAGUUCAGAGUGGAACAAGCAGCUACUUUCCUUUAGUCCAGCCAAUGAAGCUUCCGUUCCAGAACAAUUUGUGGUCUCAGCCUUGCAGGAUCAGGCCUUCAUGUUGGGUGUGCCAGUGGAAAUCCUGUCAGCCAGAAUAGCUGCUGGAAACAUUGAGAAGAUCUCUGCUGAGUCUGGUCAAGCUGUGAUGCUGAAUGCAGAGCAGAGAAAAAAGUUGUCAUGCUUGCUUCAGUCUCUGAAGGAUUUGUUAACGCACAAUGCUUUCUGCCGUUUGUGGUUCGCUCAAGAAACCUGGAAGUUGCAAAGCCCACUCAUUCUGGAAGUUGCAUGGCGGUUACACAGAGAGAACAUUGUCAGCCUGGAAGAGCUGCUGGAGAAUAAUCCAGAUGCUCCUGCGUUGGAGGAGUGGUUGUGCAGUUGUCUCUGUCGUCUUUGCCAUCAAACACAAGAUCCUUCCUUGGACACAGAGGCACUGGGGUCCAUGCUUACAGACUUUGUGACUGUGCUCCUUCAUAAUGGAUUUCAGAAAACGUUUGAGAUGGGAAAGAAGCUGCAGUUGCAGAAAAUCUCCAAAGUCUGCUGUGCUGUACUUGAGAGAAUGUUGACAUGGGUGCUCGAUGCUGCGGCUGAAAAAAAGCAGGAAAAGGCCUCCACACUGAAGGCAGUGAAGUGCUGGCUCUGCGUAUUUGGCAUGACGGCAUCCCAAGGCACAGUCCCUCCGGAGUCUCUGCAUCAGUUCUUUAGUCACACCUUGACCCAGGUUCUUACUUACAACGCUCAGCUAACAGCUUUCGAAGCCAUUCAUUUACAGAGAGACUGGAGCUUUGCAAGAACCAGCUCGGUGCUCAUCAUGCUGUACCGCAAAUUGUUUGUGGUGUUCAAAGCAGAAGAGCUGACGCAUCAUUUGCAGCUGGUCUUAGAGACAAGCGAAGUGAAUUGGCACCAUGUCCUUUCCUGUGUGUCUACAUUGUUAGUCUGUCAUCCUCAAGCACAACACUUGAUUAAAGACCUCCUGGAUCGCCUGUUGAGAAAAGCCUUUGAGGACUAUGACCUGGAAAACAUGAUCACCGCAUUCAUAAUAGUCCGCCAGGCAGCCUUGGAGGGCCCUGCGAUAUUCAUGUCUUAUGCAGAAUGGUUUAAGGCUGCCUUUGGGAGCAGCAGUGGCUUCCACAGUAGCAGUAAGAAGGCCUUAGUCUUCCUCUUCAAGUUCCUGUCGGAGCUGGUGCCCUUGGAAGCCCCUCAAUACCUGAAGGUCCACAUCAUGCACCCGCCGUUCGUACCCAUCAAAUACCGCCCCUUUCUUCUGGAAUACAUCACUCUUGCCAAAACCCGAUUGGCUGAUUUCAAGGUAGCAAUAGAAGACAUGGGUCUCUAUGAGGAUUUGUCUUCUGUCAAGGAAGCUGUGCAGCCACACUGCCAGGCACUUCAUGAUGUUGAAAAGGCCAUUCAGAUAUUUGAAAACACUGGAAAGAUCCCAACUAGUGUGAUGGAAGCCAGCAUCUUCAGACGGUCCUAUUACACUUCACGUUUUAUUCCUGCUUUACUUGCGCCACGUGUGCUUCCUGAAACUCCCGACUCCCGCAUGGCCUUGAUAGACUCCCUUAAGAGGGCUGAGAAAAUUCCUGUGAACAUGUACGUCACUUAUAUUGAAGAAUGCAAAGCUGUUAAAGAGAAGCUCUUGCAGGCAGAUGAAUCAAUGGAAAUUGAGGCAAGUGGUCUCAGGGAGCCCUUGGAACUUCUAAAAGCCGAACUUGACACACUGAGGCUGCUUAUUACAGACCAGAAUAAGCAUGAUGAGGUGCCAGCUCAGAUUGCUGUGGUCUCUGAUAAACUGGUGGGCGUUCUGGGACGUAUGAAAGACGAGGAUGAAGCCGCAUCCCUGAGUCUUAGGAUCAAGCUAAACCUUUCCAUUCCUGAAGUUGAACAGCAGGAUCAAGGGGCUAUUGAUCUUCUUCUGACAUCGUUCUGCCAGAGUGUAAUGGCUGCCUCCUCCUUCCUCCCUCCAGACAGACAAGGGGCCUGGCCCUCCCUCUUUGUGAAAAUGGUUUGUGGGCACCGCCGACUCUUGCCAUCCUUGUUGGGCAGGCUCUGCCAGCUUAUCUAUCAUCAGGGGCCUUCUCUAAGUGAUGCUCAUAUCAUUGGCCUGGCUGUCUUUGCAGUCCACUUAAAUGAAGCCAAGUCCUUAAUUCCUGAGGUGGACAUCUGCUCUUGGCUUCCUCACUCUGCAUCCAAAAGAUGUCUUUCAAUUACUGAGCUCUGGGAUUCUUUAUUGGUGUGCCGGACAGGAGAGUCCGUUGUCUUCUGCAUGAGGUUUUGUACAGCUGCUCUUUCUUACUACUUCUGCAAAUUUCCUUCCCUUUCCAGUGCUUGUCUGUGCUCCUUACUUCAUCCUGGUUUUGUAAAAAAGCUUCAAUAUGUUGUUCCACGGCUCAGCUUAGAGGUUCGAGGAAGAGGCUAUGACGGAGCCCCAGCUGAGAUUCCUUGGAAAACUUUAUCUCACCCUGCUAUCUGUUACCGGAAAGCUGCCCUCUGCUUGUGGAAGCAAACCCAGUUCAAAGAGCUCUUGCAGGAGAAAGAGUUCCAGCUGACCCUCCAAGAGUGGCUGCUGAUGGAGCUAGGAGUCCAGCCUGAUGAAGACGUUCUUUCUCCUUGUGAGAGGCAGGAAUUCCAUUACUGGGCUUUGUAUCAGCACUUUCUUCCUGUGCCUGCUGCUGCUGCUGGAGGCUGUGAUGGAGACCUGAGAGAGAUGUGUGCUGUUCUUAUUGGCACCAUCCUGGAUUUCUGCCAGAGGUCUGAGCUUGACAAGCCCAACCACCUAAAAGAUUUGAAAUGCUCCAUAUCCCAUGGGAGAGGAAGCCCUGAUAUCUACUGCCGGUUGCAGGAGAUGCUGCUGGAGCUGGAGCUGGAGCGCAAGAAAGCCCCACCUGACUCCUGCCCCAGAAGGGAGGAGCACUUCCUAUUCAGGGUUUUCCAGGAGCGGCAAAAAGCUCUGGGCAAUGGGCCCUCUGUGGGUGAAAGGCUACUUCAGCAGCAGGAGCUGCUGCUUCAAACCAGGAUUCUUUUAGGUCUCCCUCCAUCGGUUCUCAUAUCAACACAGAAGAGAGGAAAUAAAAUUGCUCUGGAUUGCGAAGACUUCUUCUGUUUUGCAAACACGGAACUGAGGAAUAUCUGCUCCAGAGGCUGUGUGCUCUCCUACGACAUCACAUCUCAUUUCUUCAGGGGCUUGCUGAGCGCCAGCUUGGAGUGUCACAAACCUGCGCAGGAGGUGACUGCCGUUCUCACCUUGUGUCAAACCACGUGCCCUAUAAUCCUGUGUUCUGCAGCGUGCUGGUGGCAGAGGCUGGAGCCCGUGCUUUUCUCGGAGUGGAACAGACUCUUUGGCGCUCCAGUCGCACCGGGAUUGCAGAGCCUCAAGGAGUUGCAGACCUCUGUCAGCAGGUUCCUCUCACUGGAAGCAGCUUCCCUGGUCUCUGACAUUCCAUGGAUCUCUGCUGCCUUUCUACAUUUCACUGUGCAACGGCAAAUGGUGCAUGAAAAGAUGGCUGAAGGGCUAAAAAGGCUGGGGUCUGAAGCAGAGCAACUCUUGGUGAACCUCUUCUUCUUUUCAGUCGUGGAUUUCAUCUCAGCGAGAAUAACCCCACAGGAGGGCGUGGAUGCUCACAAAGCCUUGGAUUGGAGCUCAAAGCUGCUUCAGGGCUUGGAGGAACGAGGUGCAUCCUGGCUGGCCAUCUUCAGUUCAGCAGUCAAAGACCACAACCCUUACCAAAUCCUGCAUGGUACUGUAUCACAUCAACACUUGAGGCUGUUGCCGGUUGCCUUCUAUAGCCUCGUCGUCACCUUUGAACCAGGACACCUUAUUAAGGAGCAAACAUUCCUAUAUGUUGCCAUUGACAUGUACACACAGUUGCUGCAGCUCUUUAUGGAUGGGACAACAGCAGUGGGACCAAGCCUGCAUUCCAUUGAGCCUGAGGAGUCACUGGCGCUGAUAAGAAGAGCACGGCAGUUCCUGCUACGUGCAGUCCCCCAGUGUCCUCAAGGGAGCUUUUCCAGCCUCCAGCAGCUGAUGAGUCUCUGUGAAGACUUGGACCCAGAGAUGAAGGCUGCCCUUGUGAACUCCAGUGAUGAUGGGGAUCUGCUUGAUGAAGAACUUCUCCUUUUCUGACAGCGGAAGUCCAGGCAGGCAGGCAUGGGGCGAUUCCCUGCCCACCCAGACAAAAUGCAUGGACAGGGAAAAGUGGACACGCCUGCAAGGGCUUAAUCUGUUCAAAGUAUGGUGUAAAUAAUUUAUUACAAGCAUGACCAUGACUUUGUAACAAUAAAAACCAUGUUACAAAUA
Podarcis raffonei (Aeolian wall lizard) is the source of this 4560-nucleotide messenger RNA. It is a transcript of the gene FANCA, whose product is annotated as FA complementation group A. The coding region runs from base 73 to 4386 and encodes 1437 amino acids. NCBI's taxonomy places the organism in Eukaryota, Metazoa, Chordata, Lepidosauria, Squamata, Lacertidae. Gene Ontology annotation, biological process: regulation of regulatory T cell differentiation; interstrand cross-link repair. The record is from RefSeq and is a predicted model, not a curated record. Gene Ontology annotation, cellular component: Fanconi anaemia nuclear complex. The transcript has 43 exons.